AUGCUGGGCACGGUGUCUAAGGGCAUGAGCUUGGGAAUCAGCACCAGCUUUGGAUCCCCAGACUGGAACCGCCUCCGCACCACCCGGGGGCGCGGUUCAGCGCAAGUGCUGACUCAGAGGGUCUGCGGUGCGGCCGAGCCCUGCACUUCCAGCGAGCGUCCAGGCGAGGCCGGCGCUGCGGGCCGGCGGACCAGCUCCGGGAGGCAGGGCGGCAGGGGGGCAUCGGCUCGGCCUCGCCUGGGCGGCGGGGCUCGUGCGCGGCGGCCAGGCUCACAGGCAGGGCGGCGAGCGCGGGCGCUGCUCCGGAGCGCACGGAGCGGCCCCGUGGGACGUCCGCCCGGCCCGCCCCCGCGGCGCGGCCACACGGGUCCCGCUCUCUCCGGCGGCGGGGGCGUCCCGAGCCGACAGCACCUGCACCACGUCUUUGACCUCACGCCCCGGGGCCUCUCCCUUCCCUCCUCAGGACUGAAGAGGACUCCGAGGGGGACCAAGCCCACGUUUCUCCAACCUCCCUGCGGCCCCCGACGGGAGCCAAAACCAAGUCCCCGGGGCCAGGGCCGCUGCCGGCCCUGCAGCCUCUUGCAGCACCGGCUGCCGCGGGUCCCCAGCACCAGUCGCAUCGCACUUCUGUCCCUGUGUCAGGGCACGAGCAGCCCGCGUCCCCCGCCGCUCCGUAAGGCUCCGCACGCCCCUCGCUCCGCCUCCGUCUCCAACCACGACACCCCGCGUGGGCCCUGUGCUGUCAGCCCUUCCCCAGCAGAGUUCAGAGCCUCGGCCGCCUCUGAGGGCUCCUGUCUCCGGGGCCCCCGAGGGCCCUGCCGCCUGCCGCCCUCAGCGCCGGGCCUGGAGACCGAGGCGGCGCCCUCCCCGCCGCCGACCCCGCCCUGCCGCCCCCUCUUGCCGCCCGGAGCUCCCCGCCGUAGCCAGGCCGAGCCCCGCUCUGCUCCUGGCCCCGGCGGCUGUCUCGCCCAACACAACGGCCACAGUCCUGAAACGUCCCGCGAGACCCCACCUGAGCCGUCCCGCGAGACCCGACGUGAUCCCCCCGCGAGACCCGACAUGAUCCCCCCGCGAGACCCGACGCGAUUCGUCCCCUUUCGUCUAGCGUUCGCUGGAGUCGACGUCCGACGGGAACGCUGCCGGCCGUCGCGGGUUUUCGUGCCUCUGCUUCCGCAGGCCGCUGCCGAGCGCGUCCGCCCGUGCCGCACCUCGCGGCCUGCCAGUGGCCGCAGCGCGGGGGCUUCCGUGCCUGUGGCCUUCCGUAGGCCAGUCCAAGGUCGCCCGGCGCAGCCUGAGCUUCGUGAGCGCCUGUAA
Molecule: messenger RNA, 1314 nt
Organism: Diceros bicornis minor
Lineage: Eukaryota; Metazoa; Chordata; Mammalia; Perissodactyla; Rhinocerotidae
Product: proline-rich protein 36-like
Exons: 4
Coding region: 1-1314 (437 amino acids)
Source: RefSeq, a predicted model, not a curated record